CGCCAGGGUGGGUGCACCACGGGACCCCAGCUGGCCGGAGCGGCGGCGGGAGGGCUCGUUCCAUUCAGAGGACACAGUGAGGACGUGUCCCACCUGCCUGGAACUGCUGGCCAUGACCCCGCUGCUGUGACUCCAGCUCUCUGUCCAUCUUGCAUAUCCUGGGCGCCUCUUCAGCAGGAGUAGGAGCCAUCUGGGUGGUGUCUUGGUCUGCAGCCUGGUUCCCCCUGCUGUGGGGGUCCCAGCACCCCCUGUUUGCCCUUGGGGCAAGGGAGAGAGUGCACCCGAGUGAGGUCCAGCAGGUUUUGGGCUGAGCAAGUGCCGUGCCAGCAUUAUCUUGCCCACAGCAACCUGGUGAGCACAGCACGGGGGAGACAUGGCCAGUGUCAUCCUGGAGAGCAUCUUCUUGAAGCGCUCACAACAGAAGAAGAAAACAUCUCCCCUCAACUUCAAGAAGCGCUUGUUCCUGCUGACAGAGAGCAAGCUGUCCUACUACGAGUAUGACUUUGAGCGGGGGCGCCGGGGCAGUAAGAAGGGCUCCGUGGACAUUGAGAAGAUCACCUGUGUGGAGACAGUGGCACCUGAAAACAACCCUCCCCCUGAGCGACAGGUCCUGAGGAAAGGGGAGGAUUACAACAACAUGGAGCAGAUCUCAAUCAUUGAACGGUUCCCCUACCCCUUCCAGGUGGUCUAUGACGAAGGGCCCCUCUACAUCUUCUCCCCGACGGAGGAGUUGCGCAAACGCUGGAUCCAUCAGCUGAAGAGCGUGACUCGGUACAACAGCGACCUGGUCCAGAAGUACCACCCCUGCUUCUGGAUCGACGGCCAGUACCUGUGCUGCUCCCAGACAGCCAAGAAUGCCAUGGGCUGCCAGAUUCUGGAGAGCAGGAAUGGCAGUUUAAAAGUUGGGCGGUCCCAUCGCAAGACAAAGAAGCCCCUUCCCCCGACUCCUGAGGAGGACCAGAUGGUGAUGAAGCCUCUGCCUCCCGAGCCAGCCCCCAGCACAGCCGGGGAGAUGAAGAAGGUGGUGGCCCUCUACAACUACGAGCCGAUGAAUGCACAGGACCUGCAGCUGCAGAAGGGCGAGGAGUACUUCAUCCUGGAGGAGAGCCACCUGCCCUGGUGGAAAGCCCUUGACAAGAACGGGAGGGAAGGAUACAUCCCCAGCAACUACGUCACUGAAGCCAGAAAUUCCCUGGAGAUCUUUGAGUGGUACUCAAAGAAUAUCACUCGGAGCCAAGCGGAGCAGCUGCUGAAACAGGAGGGUAAGGAAGGGGGCUUCAUUGUCCGAGAUUCCACCAGCAAGACAGGGAAAUACACUGUCUCUGUCUAUGCCAAGUCCUCUGCAGACCCCCAAGGCACGAUCCGCCACUAUGUCGUCUGCUGCACCCCCCAGAAUCAGUAUUACCUGGCAGAAAAACACCUCUUCAACAGCAUCCCAGAGCUUAUCACAUACCACCAGCACAACUCUGCAGGGCUCAUAUCCAGACUGAAGUACCCCGUGUCUCAGCACAAAAAAAGUGCUCCUUCAACAGCUGGCCUUGGCUAUGGGUCAUGGGAGAUCGACCCCAAGGACCUGACCUUCCUGAAGGAACUUGGGACGGGGCAGUUUGGUGUGGUGAAGUAUGGGAAAUGGAGAGGCCAGUACAACGUUGCUAUCAAGAUGAUCAGGGAGGGUUCCAUGUCAGAGGACGAGUUUAUUGACGAAGCCAAAGUCAUGAUGAACCUGUCUCAUGAGAAGCUGGUGCAGCUUUAUGGGGUCUGCACUAAGCAGCGUCCCAUCUUCAUCAUCACUGAGUACAUGGCCAAUGGCUGCCUCCUGAACUUCCUGAGGGAAACACGGCAGCGGUUCCAGCCUGCUGAGCUGCUGGAGAUGUGCAAGGAUGUCUGUGAAGCUAUGGAGUACCUGGAAUCCAAGCAGUUCCUGCACAGAGACCUGGCUGCUCGAAACUGUUUGGUGAAUGACCAAGGAAUUGUGAAAGUGUCAGAUUUUGGUCUUUCCAGGUACGUGUUAGAUGAUGAGUACACAAGCUCCAUGGGCUCCAAAUUUCCAGUGCGGUGGUCUCCCCCUGAAGUGCUGCUGUACAGCAAGUUCAGCAGCAAGUCUGACGUCUGGUCCUUUGGCGUCCUGAUGUGGGAAGUUUACUCCCUGGGAAAGAUGCCUUAUGAGAGGUUUAACAACAGCGAGACAACUGAGCACGUCAUCCAAGGCCUGCGCCUGUACCGGCCGCAGGCGGCCUCGGAGCGGGUCUAUGCCAUCAUGUACAGCUGCUGGCGCGAGAAGCCUGAGGAGCGCCCCACCUUCACCGCGCUGCUGGGCAGCAUCCUGGACAUCGCUGACGAGGAGUGCUGACCGUGGGUACUGCCCGCUGACCCCUGCCCAGCGCUGCCACUGCCCAGCGGGACAGACCCGCACACCGGGUGGUACCACGGCACGGUUGUCACAGACACGGCAUGGGCGUGCAGGAGCCUGGGGGACCCCCACGGCCGUGCCCACAGCUCCAUCACACGCUCAGAGAUUCAUCACAUCCCCAGAGCUCCAUCGCUGCCCUGGAGCUCCAUCACACCCCUGGAGCUCCAACACAUCCCUGGAACUCCAUUGCAUCCCUGAAGCUCCAUCACAUGCUCAGAGCUCCAUCACCGCCCGGGGC
Molecule: messenger RNA, 2648 nt
Organism: Cinclus cinclus
Lineage: Eukaryota; Metazoa; Chordata; Aves; Passeriformes; Cinclidae
Gene: BTK
Product: Bruton tyrosine kinase
Exons: 20
Coding region: 374-2350 (658 amino acids)
Biological process (GO): peptidyl-tyrosine autophosphorylation; B cell receptor signaling pathway; adaptive immune response
Molecular function (GO): non-membrane spanning protein tyrosine kinase activity; protein binding; ATP binding
Source: RefSeq, a predicted model, not a curated record